AUGCCAAAAAAACUUUAUGGUCCUUGUAGCGUGAAAAAUUGUGAAUUUGAAGUAACAACUUUUCGUAACUUUACUGAUUUUGGAUAUAAAAAAUCAAUGAAUGAUGGAACUUUUCACCAGUAUAAUUAUUUAAAAGUUGGUGAUCAAAUUUGCUUGCCUCAUUAUCUAUCAAUUGUAUCAUCAGAUAGGAUUAGCAGAUACAGAAAUAAAAAGCCUACAACUGAUCCAAAUGAGAAAAAUUAUGAUAAAAAUGAUGAGUUAAAAAGUAAAAAUGAUGAAGAAAACAAACUUGGUAAACCUAUUGAAAAUAGAAAUAUUCUUUUUUUAUAUUCCAAUUUGAUCUUAUUAACACAAAACAUUUUAGUUAUAAAUGAAGAAAACAGAUUCGGUGAAAAAAUAAAUCUUUUAACAAAAACAUUGUACAAUCUCCAGAGGAAACAAGAUAAAAGUAUUGAAUUAAAUCCACUGAGAUUUGACAACAUGAUUACAGAGGAAGAACCUCAAUUGAAAGGGUUCUUUAAGGAAAUGUGUGAUUCGUUAAUUCCUAAAACUAGGUCACCCUAUAACCAGAAUGAAUCGAAAGAAUCAGUUGUAGGCUUAUGUUAUCAAAUUGCGGGAAUGAAAAACAAAUUUAUAAAUGAAUAUAAACUUUAUAUUGGUUUGUACUUAGCUGCUAAAGGUACAUGCUGGGAAGCAAUUGAUACAAUGGCAAGCGUUGGAAUAUCUGUGUGUGCUAAAACUAUAGAAAACUACAGAAAAAAAAUUGUAAAUGAACAUCACAUUAAUAUAAGAAAAUAUUUUCAAGAAAAGAAAAACCAUUUAUACAUAUAUAAUUAUGAUGACUUCCAUUCGAUAAAAGAAAAACGUAGACCGGAUACAACAACAACUUCUACUGUCAAACACAUGGCAACCUGUGUGUGCAAACAAGUUACAGAUUGCCCAUCAAUAUUCAUCAUGCAUAAUGGAUUAUCUGUCCACAAUCCUGUAAAUGUAGAUGCUCAUAAUAUCUAUUUAUAUUUAACUAGAGAUUACCAUGGCAUCUUUGAUAUUUCUUACAAUGAAAGAAAAUUGGUGUGGCUUAAUUCACAAGGAUUCUGUCCAAUUAAUUUUGAAAGGAUUGAGCUCCUCAGAUUGCACAGUUAUGAUGAUGCUAUUGAAGAAAGAAAGGAGGAGCGUUCAAUGAAAGAUGUAGAACUUAUUGGAAUUCGUGAACAAAAUUUGCAUUCAAUGCAAGAUUAUGUAGAAGGAUUGAUAAUGAUUCUCUCAAUAAAUGAUGAUGUUGGCCAUUUAAAAGAUAAAACUAAAAAAUAUCCUUACAGUAAUCAUACCUUAGAAUAUUUAACUGAAAAAUCUAGCUUGUUUUUAUUAAAUUAUUUUCACCAAAUCUAUAAUAAUCUUGGAAAGAGCAUACCAGUAGAUACCAUUAAAACAGGUGAAAAACGCAAAAUGAAAUCAAAGAUUCCAAAAGAAUAUCAACUUGCCUCUUUGGACAUUAAAGUAAAUGUAAUGUGUCUACCAACUGGUUAUAGUACAGAAUCAAUUCCAGAAAAUGAUGUAUGUGAUUAUUGUCAAAAGCCAUUGAAUGUGUUCGAAGGAAAAGCUUUGACAUGUGGUCAUGGUUAUCAUUGGAAAUGUCAUGUAGCUCAAAAGCAUGGGUGUGAUUAUUGUGAACAAUUUUAUAAAAAAGGUAUAUUUGAAAAUGUGAGUUCAUUUUUAAAAAGAUUAGAUAAAGGAAUUGAUGAACUUACGCCAGAAGAAAUCAACGAUUUUAAUUCAAAUGAUCCUGAUGAAGAAAAUAAUGAAAAUGAGGCAGAUCUAAAUGUAAGUGAUCAAGAAAAUUUAUUGUCAACAUUAUUGGAAGCUAUUAAUGAAGUAAAGAAUUGGUAG
This is a messenger RNA of Entrophospora candida, 1887 nucleotides long. The record is from the annotation of a GenBank genome assembly. Lineage: Eukaryota; Fungi; Glomeromycota; Glomeromycetes; Entrophosporales; Entrophosporaceae.